AUGGCAUCAAAGUCCAGUCAGCAACUACCUGUGCAUGAUAAGAAUAGUUUACCUCCUCAGGAAAUUGUUGAUUUGUUUAAAACAACAUUUAAUGAUGAGUUGUAUUUGCAAGACAUCGAAACAUUGAUGCAAGAUAUCCAAAGUGUUAAGACUGAUCUAUACAAUCGUGAAUACAUUGAGGCAUUCAGUAAUGAUAUUAAGAGGGUAGCAUAUUGUUGUCGUUGGACUCCUUCAAGAGCCACUGCCUAUGCUUCACUGUUUACACAUUUUAAAGAAAUUGUGCAACUGUUGACCUGUGCUAAUGGUGACCAAUCUGUAUUAUGUAUUGGUGGUGGUGCUGGUUCUGAAAUGGUUGCAAUGUCAAGUAUAUUUACUCCUACAAGGAAAUUUGCCUCUAAAUAUGCCAAAGAUGUUGAUGAAUCCAAGGAUCAAGAUGGAAAGCACUCUUUGCAUUUACAUGUUGUCGAUAUUGCUGAUUGGAGUAACGUUUUAGACAGAUUAACUAAGGAAAUUGCCGACAGAUGGUUAUACAGCGGUGAGAUCAAGUAUUUCGAUAUCAAAUUUACCAAGGACGAUGUUCUUCAAAUGAAGACUUCCCAAUUGCAUUUAUCAGAAUUGAAUUUAAUUACAUUAAUGUUUACUACAAAUGAACUGUUUACUGAACAUAAGACUGAUAGUAUACGAUUAUUACAGAAAUUUAAUAAGGAAUGUAAGACUGGCUGUUACCUUCUCAUUGUAGAAAGUGCAGGAAGUUAUUCUCAUAUAAUGGUGGGUUCUAAGAAAUUCCCAAUUCAGUUCCUAAUCGACACCAUCCUGGUAGGAAAAAGAGGUGAAGAGGCAAAUGGAGCCUGGGAAUUGGUGAACCAAAACGACAGUAUUUGGUAUCGUGGUGAUUUAAAUAUUGACUACCCAAUGAAACUCGAGAACAUGAGAUUUUUUUAUAGACUAUACCGUAAGAAUUAG
Vanderwaltozyma polyspora DSM 70294 is the source of this 963-nucleotide messenger RNA. It is a transcript of the gene BMT6, whose product is annotated as 25S rRNA (uracil2843-N3)-methyltransferase. The record is from RefSeq and is a predicted model, not a curated record. The transcript has a single exon. NCBI's taxonomy places the organism in Eukaryota, Fungi, Ascomycota, Saccharomycetes, Saccharomycetales, Saccharomycetaceae. Bases 1 to 963 code for a protein of 320 amino acids.